Molecule: messenger RNA, 2224 nt
Organism: Boeremia exigua
Lineage: Eukaryota; Fungi; Ascomycota; Dothideomycetes; Pleosporales; Didymellaceae
Exons: 2
Coding region: 222-2156 (644 amino acids)
Source: RefSeq, a predicted model, not a curated record
AAGAUUUCAGCCUGGUCCUUCAGAGGUGCGAGCUGUGGGCCAGUUUAUAGAAGACUGGAGGUGUCCGUUUCUUUACAUUGCGUGUGCCCUCAAUUUCAGCUUCACCCUCAUCACUCUCACUCAAGCAACUCGCGGCAUUCAUUAGUUCACUUACUUUUCGAUUCUACUUAUCGAAGUCCCUAAACUCAGUUUUCAUCAAGACAAUCAUCGAACCAGUCACAAUGUCGGACCAGAAAACCCACUUCAUGGCAUCUACUCAGUACUUUGGCCCUUCACCGGCUUCUGAUGGCCUUCUUCCAGAUGGAAGAUCGCGCAGAGGAUAUCAGCGGGCCUGGCUGAGGCUGCGCCAGUGCGUUCACAAGCUCUGGUUAUUGGAACUCUCGGCAAGCAUCCUUUCGCUGGUGUUCUUUGCGGCCAUCUGUGUCGUCCUAAAGGUGUACGAGAAUCUCAUUGUCGAAACCACCGUCAUGAUGAAACGCCCGCACAUAUAUCCUAUCUUGGCUAUCUUGGGCGCUAUGAUGCGGGCCACUAUGCUCUUACCAGUAGCCACAGCCAUCGGUCAGCUCAAAUGGUCUUGGUUCCGUUCCAGAUCCCGAACCCUGGUCGAUAUGGAACGUUUUGACGAAGCCACUCGCGGAAUUUACGGGUCUGCGAAACUGUUGUUCUACCUACGAUUUCGGAAUAUCGCCGUCAUCGGUGCUGCCCUCACUAUCAUGGCUCUUCCUCUUGAUGCAAUUAUCCAGAGCGCAGUACACCUGUCGUCGGAAACGAGAGCGCUAAGUCAGCUCAACGAAUACUCGCUAGCAAGUCACAACGACGAACCAGUCCGCCUGGAAAGAGCGACAUCCUACAUGGCUUUUGAAAACAAGCCAGGGAGCAACGAUGUCUGGCCAGAGACCCCCAUGAUAAAUGCGAUUCAAUUCGGCCAAGGCUACACAAAUGGAUUAAACGAUAUGAUAAACGCUCAGGCAAGCUUUAACUGCUCAACUGGAUAUUGUAACUACAAGACUUCGCAGACCUUGUCUAUUGACUAUAAGUGUACCAAUCGAUUCGACAUUAUUACCGUAGGCGACAUUGUUACCGAAGAAGGUUAUCAAACACUCCCAGGGACCGAUUUGAAGUUGCAUCUUUCUGAACGGAUAGAUGCGAAAUCCUACUCGCAGUGGCCUGACGAAGCCAAGUCGACAUACCCAAAUUAUGAAAAGUCUCUCUUCGGGGAAAAUCAUGAUGGCCUUCUCAUAGUCGGUACAUCAAUGCUCUACAGAACUGGAAACGGUGCCGAAGACACCAAUGUGAACAAUGGCACAUAUGCUAUGGAGUGUGCGCUAUUCUGGCAUGUCAAAACCACACAGAUGUACGUCAAUGCCAGCAGGACUGGCAUGCUUGAAGAAAACAGUUUGCCCAUCCAUUACUUCUCGAACGGAACUUCGAAAGAGAGAAAUAAGCCUAUCUCCAUCAGACGCGAACAGCUUGACACGGGCAGUUGGUUGUUAACCCCCGAGAUAUGUAUUGUCGACGACGAAGAGAUCGACAGUAGCGCUGGAGACUUUUACAUGGACAAUUGUGUUCAUUUGGUUGGUGGGAAAGCAGCGGAAGGUCUUCAAAACCUACUAAAGGGUGUCGCGUAUGGCUUGACGGAAGGUUCUAUCACCGAGCAGUCCGCCGAUGGAACACAGUUGAAACAGAGCAAUCUCUUCGCGUUGAAUAUGGAGAAAGCGACGUGGAAUAAGCUAGCUGAAGAAGCACAGGGAAACGUCACGACGAUGUGGGCCAACAUCGCCUUUGGUGUGUCGUUCACCGUUCGUCGAACGCAAAGCCUGCAGAUGAAGGGGCUUGAAGUGAGCCUCUACGUUACAGGAACAGCUUCACAGAUUGUCUUCUACUAUUCGAUCGUAUGGUCACGCCUUGCAAUACCGGCCGGUGUCCUUCUCUGCUGCACUCUUUUCGUAUUGUCCACGGCACUGCGCACAAGAAACGAACAUGCGUGGCGUAGGUCCACACUGCCGCUGCUUUUCCACGGUCUUGAAGACCAUGAGCAGAUUGCACACGGGGAUGUGCGUGACUUCACUAUCAUGAAGGAUAUUGCGGGGAAGAUGCGGGUGCGACUGGAGGAGCAUGCUGAAGUGAAUGGUGCAAGACUCAUGUCCCGAAAUUAAGGAAGCAGAUAGAUAGUUGCACAGGUAUAACAGAAUGAGACAGGCAACGUUCCACGCUCGGCGUUUAA